Molecule: messenger RNA, 713 nt
Organism: Drosophila bipectinata
Lineage: Eukaryota; Metazoa; Arthropoda; Insecta; Diptera; Drosophilidae
Product: peritrophin-1
Cellular component (GO): extracellular region
Molecular function (GO): chitin binding
Source: RefSeq, a predicted model, not a curated record
AUGGCAAACAGAAAACAUUUAUCUAUCUCUUCAAAGUCGAAUGCCGUUAUAGAAGCCGGAGGACAAUGCCCGGCUUACAAUGACCCCGCUCACCCUAUAUUGCUACCAGAUCCCACCGACUGCCGCAACUACUUCACCUGCUACUUCGGCCAGCUCCAAAAACGGCAGUGUCCUUCGAAUUUGUACUGGAGCGAGACUCGCUAUCGCUGCGACCUCAAGCAGUAUUCAAAUUGCGUCGAGGAAGAGUACAAUCCUCAAGUGGAGUACAGACCCUUUCCUGGGGAUUGCUCUCGUUUCUACGUGACACAAGUUCAACUAUGCCCGGAUAACUUACACUUUAGUCCCACUUAUGGCAGAUGUGUCGAUCACCGGUAUGCCGGAUGUGAGGCUCUUCCUUGGGAUCCCAGCCAGCAAGGUAAUGGGUAUAUACCCAGCGGACACAUCCCCAAUACGGAUUAUCUUCCCAUCGAUCCACCAGAUUUGUGCAACAAUGUUGCAUCCAAUGCCUAUAUCCCGUAUCCUGGAGACUGUCAAAAGUUUAUCCAUUGUGGUCCUAGGGCCACUGUCUUACUAUGCCCCGGCGACUUGUUCUGGAAUCCCUUGAAAUCUUCUUGUGGCGUUGACAAAACUUAUUGUUAAGGGUUUUAAUUAAUAACCAUCAAAUAUUUGACAAACUAUUGCUUUUGCAAUCUAAUAUAUACAAUAAAAUAUGC